CACAUCCUAUGUGGAUUUCUCAAGGUCGUUCGAGCAGCUUGUUUACGUGAAAAAUUCUACGGGGUUCAACUUCCCGCGACAGGGGCUGGGUAUAUAAACGUCUGCACGCCUUCGCUAACCAAAACAAUCUCGAGACUCAAGACACAGAAGGAAAAAUUGUCGCAGUUUUCGUCUCAAAACAUCGAAAACCAGAAUGGACCCCAAACAUUUCCACAAGCUCGGGGGUGGUAACGAGCCUCACUAUGCCCCACACCUGAACACCGUACCGGCGCCCAAGUCUGUCGAUUAUAAUUGGCUGAAUCAACCUGCCAAGAAGCCAAAAGUUAACCUCGCCAAGGCGAAUGCUAUUCAGAUUGGACGUCAAGGGAGUGUGGAUGAUCCCAGUUCUCCGGUCGGAUCCCCUACUCUGUCGGUGGGUUCGGCAGGAGCAUCAGCCAUGCCCAACUCGCCUCCAAUUUCUACCUUCUCUUUCAGCAACUUCGCCACCCAACCAACACAACUUAAAUCGGAGAAGCAAUUCUAUCAUGCAUUUGACUUCAAAUCUUAGACGUACUGGGUUGGAAUCUCGAGGACAACAAAUAUCGGAACGGUGUAAAUAGCUAGCAAAAUUAUUUGGAAAUAAACCAUAAAACGGGUUUCUGAGUCAGUAUUCAGGAUUUCUGAUAUACGGACAUUCGAAGCGGAUGGACGGACAUUGGAAGAUGCUUAAUUAUCACUGAGGUACUUUUAAUUGGCGUGUAUUCUAAGUCAUUGGCAUCAAAACAUUCAUGAAUGACAAGUGUAUCGUAUAACUUGUCUUGAGGGUAAAUGUGUACUGGGACAGAAAUGUAUGUAAACAGUAGAUCUAGUCUGUUUGACGUCGCCGCUGAUUGUUUGACUAUUUCCAUACAUAACCGCAAAGUUUGUGUUAGAUGAGGAUUAAUUGGGCGUUGUGAUGAACUAAGGUAAAACUUAAUUUACAUGCAUUGUACAAGUGUGCUAUUUCAUUUUCUUGCAAGGGGAAUACGAGUGUGUAUAUAGGGAGAAAGAGAGUUUUGAAUUUUGCUUGUUUACAUUUAUUUUUCAUAAUUGCAUAUUGAAUAAACCAUAUUUUUGUAAAAAAAAAAAAAAAA
This is a messenger RNA of Pecten maximus, 1112 nucleotides long. RefSeq lists its product as uncharacterized. Lineage: Eukaryota; Metazoa; Mollusca; Bivalvia; Pectinida; Pectinidae. The record is from RefSeq and is a predicted model, not a curated record. The transcript has 2 exons. Bases 194 to 547 code for a protein of 117 amino acids.